AUGGCUUCAACAACCGCCGAACACGAUACCAUGGCGGAAGAAUGCGACGAGGAAAUGAAGGCGCUCUUGAGAGCUGUGCAAGAAGUCAGCUUGCGAUUGACUUUGGAGAAUGCUGGUUACUCCAGUAACUCUGAAUCCGAAUCCGAUUACGAGUCAGAAGAUGAAGAAGAAGCCGAGAUCGACAACAACAAUUCAUCGGGCUAUCCUUCAACAACUCCCUCCAACUUUCUAUCUACACCAUCUGUUUCAUCUGCCGGUUACUACCCCUCAAGCCCUUUCUUGCAUUCGACCUCGAUUUCCUCCAACAUUUUGACCGACUACCUUCCAUCGACUCCUAUUUUACUUUCAAGAUCGACCUCUUCCAAUUCCGGAAAUGAAGACUUGGAAUGGGAUUAUUUUUUGACACAAUUCAUGGCGGCCGCAACUGAGGAAGAAAAGGGAAUUGUAGUUGACCAAGUUUCUAGACGUUAUCGCACAAUGGAGGCCGCUUCAUUGAGACUGCAAAAGGAGUCGAAAGGUUAUUUGGAUUCUUUGAGAGCAAUGACCGCUUCCCAGAUGCGCAUUGCUGAGACCAUUGAUGCUUUUUACGGUGAUGCCGGCGCAAAGGAUGGUGUCAGUCGCAGUUACAAACAAGCUGUAGAGGAUCUCGACGCCGAGACAAUUAAAGCCCUUGAUGGUCCAUACCGUACUACCGUCUUGGAGCCCAUCUCAAGAUUCUGUGCCUACUUCCCCGAUAUCAAUGAGUGUAUCAAGAAGCGUAACCACAAGCUCCUCGAUUACGAUGCCAUGCGCGCAAAAGUUAAGAAGCUCGUCGAGAAGCCAGAUAAAGAUGUCACCAAACUUCCUCGUGCCGAAAAGGAGACUGAAAUGGCUAAGGCGGCUUACGAGCAACUCAAUGACCAGCUCUUCAACGAACUUCCUCAACUCAUCGACCUCCGUGUUCCUUACCUUGACCCAAGUUUCGAAGCUUUAGUCAAGAUCCAACUUCGCUUCUGUGCUGAGGCUUAUUCCAGAAUGGCACAAGUACAACAAUACUUGGAUGCUGAUACAAGAGAGCAAUAUGCGCAAGGACACCUCGAUAGCAGAGUUGAGCAAGUUUUGCAAGAAAUUCGCGAACUAAGCAUCAGUGGAACAGUUUGA
Molecule: messenger RNA, 1140 nt
Organism: Botrytis deweyae
Lineage: Eukaryota; Fungi; Ascomycota; Leotiomycetes; Helotiales; Sclerotiniaceae
Exons: 4
Coding region: 1-1140 (379 amino acids)
Biological process (GO): actin cortical patch localization; actin filament organization; plasma membrane tubulation
Cellular component (GO): actin cortical patch; mating projection tip; medial cortex
Molecular function (GO): lipid binding; protein binding
Source: RefSeq, a predicted model, not a curated record